AUGAAUGAUUCCUGUCAUGUUACUGCUGAUUCGAAGAUAAUUUUAUCUUUUCUCUUUAUUGGUUUCUUUUUAUCGAUAAUCGGUUGCAUACUUAAUAUUUGUUCAUGUUUACUUUUUAUUCGAACAAAAUCUCUUUUCAAAACACCUUAUGGUAUAUUUAUUAUUGCUUUAUCAAUAGUGGAUAUUAUUAAAAUCAUAGCCGAAUACUUUACUCAUCUAUUAUUUAUUUAUAUUCAACAUCCUUAUUUUGUUUGUUCAAUAACAUGGUUUUUAACAAUGACAAGUGAAAAUAUAUCAUAUGGAUUUCUUGGUGCAUUAGGUAUUGAACGUAAUAUAAAAGUAUGGACCAUCGGUCGUCGUUGGUUAAUAACUCGACAUCGUGCAUGUCUUAUAACAUUAUUCAUAAUCAUAUUUGUUGUAAUAUAUAAUCAUCCAUUUCUCUUCUGGCCAUUUGAAGCAUCUUUUUGUUAUUUCUUAUUAUUUAACCGUCCGACUGUAUAUACAUGUAAUAAUGCAUAUUAUCAUGCAUAUGGUUUUUCAUUCUCAUUAACAAAUCUAUUACUUAUUGAAAAUAUCGGUUUAAAUAAUGUAAUUCUACCAAUAGUGAUUAUUUGUACAAAUAUCAUACUAGUUAUUGGUUUAAGACGUCGUAGUUAUCAACGUCGUCGGUUCUUAGGGACAAAUAAGACUAGUGAUUGGAGAGAACGAAGUAUUCUUCUUUACAUGCUUCUGUCGAGCAUAGCUUUUGUUAUAUUAACUUUACCUGUUGGUAUAUUGGUUGCUUGGGGAAUAGCAGUUGAUGAACAAAUACCCACAAAUAAUCUUGUCAUUAUAUUUGAUUUCAUGGAAAUAGUUCAUCAUUGUUCACAUUUUCCAAUUUUAUUAAUGACAAGUUCAAGAAUUCGCCGAAAAGUUCUUCAAAAUCAUAAACAAAGAUCAAGUUUAUCAUGGGGAAGUCGAUCAUUUCGAUCUCGUUCUCAAACGCAAUCAACCAAUCAAGAUGAUACAUGUCUAUCAAAAUUUUGUUGUAUACUUGAUUGA
This is a messenger RNA of Rotaria socialis, 1041 nucleotides long. NCBI's taxonomy places the organism in Eukaryota, Metazoa, Rotifera, Eurotatoria, Philodinida, Philodinidae. The record is from the annotation of a GenBank genome assembly.